Styela clava is the source of this 4543-nucleotide messenger RNA. RefSeq names its product intracellular hyaluronan-binding protein 4-like. The record is from RefSeq and is a predicted model, not a curated record. NCBI's taxonomy places the organism in Eukaryota, Metazoa, Chordata, Ascidiacea, Stolidobranchia, Styelidae. Gene Ontology annotation, molecular function: RNA binding. Gene Ontology annotation, cellular component: cytoplasm; nucleus.
GGAACGAGGAAUUUCGGAGCCGAGCACGUUUUGGAGCGGAAACUUCUUUCACGAGGCGGCGUUUUACGUUUCUUCGAUUUUCGGUACAAAAGCUGUUGAAUAUUGGCGAUUUAGAGUCAGCAAAACCUCUAUAAAAUGCCUGCAAUACAGGAUAUCUAUAGUGUAAACGUCAGUAAUCGGUACGAUAUAGGUUCCGAACCUGACGAUGAAAGCGACACGGCGGCGGAUUAUGAUCCGUUAGACACCUUGAAAACGCUGGAAGAUCAGAAAAAGAGCGCGUUAGAGGAAGCUAAAAAGAAAAAGCAGGCUUUGGCAAACAGGCCAAAAAACCAAAAAAAGCCAACGCGAUUCCAAGAGAACAAGGAUUCUAAUGUCCCACCUAAAAAAGACGCAGGGGCACCAAAAUCUGCAAAGCCAGGACGUCAAAAUGACCGUAGCGAUGGUCCCAGGCAAAAUAGCGCUCGGCGACCUCGUAAUGAAAGACAAAAUUACGGGGAAGGUGAUGAAAAUAGGAGACCACCACGAAGAAGAAAUGAUCAUCCACGGGAGAACAGAGAAAACAAUGAAAAUCAAAAAACAGAAGGCUUUGAUCAAGCUAAAGGGGAGAAGUUGAGACACCCUGGCACUGGAGAUUAUGGCCCAAGAAGAGAUCGUGCGGAAAGGUACCGCGGAGGUCGUGGUGGAAAUGGAGGUCGUGGUGGAUAUCAAGGCAGGAACUUUGGUGGAUAUCGAAAUGACGGACGUGAUGAUCGCGGAAAACGUGAAUUCGACCGACGUAGCGGAAGUGAUCGAUCAAGUGUGAAACCAAGCGAUAAGCGUGACGGCGCUGGCCCACGAAAUUGGGGAACCCCUGGAAACGAAAUCGAGGAAACUGCGGAAGUUACCGCUGUAACUGAACCAGUCGGAACAUGGCAAGAAAAUGCUGAAACUGAAGGAACUGAAUCACCAAAAAAGACUGAAGAGGAGGGAACAACCGAGGAAGGCGCAGAAGAUAAAGAACCGAAAGAAGAAGAACCAGCGGAAAUGACACUCGAUGAAUGGAAAGCCCAACAGGAACAAGGCACUCAAGCAAAACCAUCCUUUAAUAUUCGAAGACCCGGAGAAGGAGAGAGCCAAGAAAAAUGGAAAGGCAUGAAAGUGUUGCGCAAAGUCAACAAAGACGAUUCGAAACGAGAAACCAAUCCUGAUGACCAGCAUAAACGACAAACCAAACCACAAGUAAGCGUUAAUAUCCAAUUCGGAGACAACAGAAAUCAAGGGUUUGGAGGUCGAGGACGCGGAGGUAGAGGAGGAGGGCGUGGACGUGGGCGUGGCGGUCGUUUUGGAGGGGAACGAAUGCAGAGGCAAGGUCAUCAACUACUUCCUGAUGUUCAAAACGAACAAGAGUUCCCGACCUUGGGUUAAAGGUCAUCGUCAAGACCUUUCAAAUCUGUGAAUAUUAUGUGUGUGAGAAUGAACUGUUGAACAUCGUUUUAAUAUUAAACGGGGCUUCUAUUUCAAAAUAAACUUGAUCAUCGGUAAACGCAAGAACGCCGUUUAAGGACAAUUUUUUUAUGUGGUUUAUUUGUUACGUUUUAUGGCAAAAUUCAAAAUUUUACUCGAAAAAAAAUAGUGACGUCAUAGUUCAAAAAAUUGCAUGCUGAGUUUAGCUUUUUAUUCCAUUAAAUUUCAUUUGCGAAUGUUUAAUUAUAAAGUGGGAACAACAAAAGUGAUUCCUAUUGUUUUUUCUGAAAUUCACAAAGUCAAUAUCAUGUUUGCUCCUUUUGUUGUUUGGCAGAAAUGUAAAUUAAAGUAAUAAUUCAAACCUGAAUUUGUCUCUCCCAAUAUCAUUUAUUGGAUUUGAAACAUCUUGGAGUUAAAAAUUCAAUAAUUUAACUUGAAUAAUUCUGAAAUUAACCUUUCUGUGCUAGCAUAUAGAGUUGUUAAUGUGUAUGCCGGAGGACUGGCACAUGAUGCAAGUAAAACCACUGUGCAGCAUAUGGGUAAAACCUCCGAACACGAUUGUGGGCAAACCGCUGUAUGAGUUCAGCUGAAACCCCUGGUUUCAGAAUUCUAUACAAUUUGUUUGAAGGCUUUUGCUUUAUCUGUCACAUGACAAUGAGAAUUGCUUUUGUUUUCCCACUUUUUGAUAUAAUAUUUGCUCAUUUUAGUUGACUGUAGUGGAAUAAAGUAUCUCCAUUUUACGCUACCUUUGUACUUUUUCGAUGAAUAUGUUGUCUGCUUGCGUCAAAAUUUUUUUACACAUAUCAGAAAUUACAAUCCGAAAUUUUUGAAAUGAAUACUUUCCGUUUCAGUUGCUAGUUUGCGAUAUAAAAUUGAAUGACUUGCUGCACCUUGUUUGUAUGCUAAUGUGUUAGCCUCUGAAAAAAAUUAUGUAAAAUUCCUUUUCAAAUAACUUUGAAAGUGAUGGGCAAAAUGCGGCAUCUUGUGUGGCACCAUUCGGAUGCCAUAACACAUGCAACAUAAGAAGCCUCUGUAAGAAAUUGUUAAAUUUUGAUUCAAGUGUGAUGGUCAAUACUGCGUAAGACGGCAUUUUGUGUGGCAUUAUCAAAAUGAGACGCCCUUAGAGUAAAUAAACCAUGUAUGCAAAGCUUAUUGGUUUCACUAAGGAAUGUACGUAAUCAUGGCUUGUCAUAAACAGUCAUUUAUAUUUUAUUUGAAAAUGAAGCGGGUUUGUGGGUUCACUUUAUGACAGAUUUACUUUGCUUCAGAAAAAACUCAAGUUCACCAAAAUCAUGAAUAAAACAUUUGAAUAACCUUCAAAAUAAAAUAUUGAUGCCUAAAUGUCUGUCCUUGUGUGCGAAUAGGGUGAAAAGAAUUCUGUUUUCUGGUACUCAAAUAUUUUGAGGAAAAGUUAUUUGUUGGUAACUUUGCUUUUUGGUUUUGUCACCAAUGAUACAUCAUCCCUAACCCUUUUCUGUUUACGUUUUUGUUAAGAACUCAAAAUUAUCAUCAAAUAUGUUCAUUGUUUUACGUCGUUUUAAAGAAAAAUUGGCGAAAUGUUAGAUUUUCAUCUUUUAAAGUACAAACUCAAUGUAAUGUAUGGCUUCGCUUGCGUUUGCUGUGUUUUGCAUUGUUUUCUUCUGGCUGUAUCUGUUUACGAAAUAAAAGACGUUCUCAAGUGCUGAUAUAGGGGGUUCAUUGUCAAAUUAUUUCACAAAUUUUAAUAUAAAGAACUCGAUCAAACUGUUGCUCUUACCAUGCUAGUGUCUGCUUGUAUCUCCUUUUCCAAUAUUCAAUUUGCUUUUAAGCAAGGACCUUCCAUCACCAAAUUGUGGAAGUAAUAUUUAUUUUGGGAUUAAUUUCAUACUUUGGUAAGCCAUGUUUCUCAGAUAAGUCGAUUAUAAAAAUAAAAAAAUACUCUUUAGUUCCAAUAUUUUUUAAAUUAUGUGACACACAGUAUCAUUUGAGUAUUUUUUUUUUCAAAAUCCUGAACAGAGCGAUUUUUUUCAGGCAUUUGUUGAACUUUCAAUUUUGUUGUUGUUCAUUCUCAUAGGCAACAUUUUCGAUUUAUCCGAGUGCCAUAUUCAACAAUCAUUUUGGGGAAAACUUAUCAAUGACACAAAAACUAUCUCGUUCCUUAUCAAUUCAACGUUCAUUUGCUUCUCAUGCGAGUUUCUCUUACUUCUGUCUUUAUAUUAAUAACAAAAUAUUUGACAAAAAAAUGUGUUUUCUGUAGUCGUAUUGAAAUUGAAUACAGGUAUCAUGGACUGGUAUUAGAAUUGUGAACUGUCAUUCAAAAAUGUCCAGUUGGCUCGGAAGUGCUGAAAUUUUCAAAAACACGGUAAAGCUUCUCAUUGACUUGAAUCCCGAAACAGCUUAAUUUUAUAAGCUCACAAAUAACAUAAAAGCCUGACAUAGUCAAUCAAAAAAUUUGUAUCUUUCACACAGCUGACUAAUAUAAAUAGUGCAGUUUGAGUUUCGCUUUUCGCUGGAGAUUUUCAAGUAUUUGUGUUAUAUGGGUAGUGACUUAAAUGUCCAAAAUUUUAGAUUUAUCCUCGAAUGGCAAUCCAAAACAAUAUGAAGUUCCUGUGUGUUAGGUCAACUUCUGGUAAGAUGUCAUGUACUGUAAUUAUGAUUUAUAAAGCGUGUCAGAAAAUUAGUCUAUAAAUCCAAAAUGAAUGGCUUGUGUCAUGCAAAAUUGGUCAACUGACUACUGAUUGGCUUCUUUACAUAAUAAUACAUUCAAUUCUGCGAUAGUAAAUUUUUUGCUAGGACUUGUAUUGACAUAAACUUAUAUAAAAAGAUACCUAUUGGGAGUGAGAUCAAGUAUGUAUGUUUAAUUUUCACUUUUUUAUGUGUGUAAACAUUUGCAUGGUGAUUUGGGAACUGUAUUAAGAUUGGAAAUAUCAAUCAAUAGGUCCUCUCUCAUUUCUAUUGGGAGGACUAAAGAUUGAAUUAAUUUUACCAAAUCCAAAGACUUGGCUUCAAUUUGGUGGUGGACAUGAAAGCCAGAAUGGAGCUCAGGUAUUCAAAGUUCGAUAGUUUAUUGAAAUUCCCUCCUUUGAGGAUGAUUUAAAUGGAGCAUGACCAUAUAUUGUUU